GGCAACUUCGCUGCUUCAAGUUGCCUUCAACCGUUGCGCUCGCACAUAGGUACUUUAAUUUGUAAAGUGUAAACAAUAGUAGUAUCAUUUCUAAAGGCAUCCAUUUUGCUUGCUAGAACAUGAUCGUUCAUGAAAUUUGAAAAUUAUUUGGAGAUAACCAUUCUGUCUUCAUUACUCCGAUUGUCACCGAGUCCCUAGAUAUCGGUUCGCCAUCUUCUGAAAUCUGAACUGAUAUGCUGCAGAAGUGAUUUAAUAAUACUGCCUUUACGUACUUAAGUACAUAAAUAACGAUAGAAUGCGUGUUUCUGACAUUUUGAAAUUUCAACUUCCCGGCAGAUGUUUCUCUGAAUUCCCGCACUGAGUGUAGAACUAAAAUUAACUCUUGCUGCGUUGUUAGUCCAGAUUUUCUUAGUGUAUACUUCGAGGCAACAGUCAAAAAUCAUCAGAAUGGACGAUCCAUCUGCCAACAUAGACUUGGAGAUCGUGGAUGUCAGCUCCGAAGCGGAGGAUACGCCAGGAAAGAAUGUAAUAGCUUCGAAAGAUUCUGCUGCCUGGAGUACCGAUACGCCUGGCCUGAACGAUGCGUUCGUGAUUGUUAAGAUGGACCGGCCAUCCAAAAUCCAGACAAUACGAGUGGUUAACAACUGGACUGCCUUAUUGGAGAUUCAAGGCGAACGUGCCGCGAACGUUGAUUCCGGAAAAUGGGAGACGAUUGUGGCCAAAUCUUCCCUGAUGACGCCAUCGGAUUCGCGCUCCAAAGAGAACGGCCAAGCCGAACGCCUGUUCACUUUGAAAUCCGAUCAGACGCCAGUUGUAUGGGAACGCAUCAAGUUCAUCUGCCAGCAGCCAUUUAAUCGGGAGCUGCGCUUUGGCCUGACAUCCAUCCAGAUUAUCGCGCCGACUCUGGGCUCCGCGGGUGGUCGUUUUCAGUUGAAAAAGAAGGAAACUAACGGAUCGAUUCGACCGGGUGAUCUCUUCGCUGCCAGUACACGAACAGACGAAGCGGAUAGCGCCGUGGUGGAGAAGAAAGACGCGGCUGAGGAGCAGUCGCAGGCACUGGAAACCAGCCAGAACGGCAGCACCACUGAGAAUCAGGAGACGGAAACCAAUGAACCUGCACCGCCCGCACCGGAAUCCAGUCAGUCUAGUCCGCGAAAACGCGGCCGGCCGAAGAAGGAAAACAGUAGUCCACAGCCGUCGACAUCGAAAGGUGGUCGUGCGCAAGGAGUCAAACGAAAGAAAGACGAAGAAGAAGACCUGCCGGAUGACAAUGAAGAGGACGACGAUAAUAGUGUUAGAAGGAAGACUAGACGAGGCGCGAAGACACAGGAUUUGAAGGGAAUAAUGAAAGGCUGCGUGAUGGCUCUUAGUGGUUUUGUCAAUCCUUUGCGAUCUGAACUUCGCGAAAAAAUGCUUGAUAUGGGCGCUAAAUAUCGACCAGAAUGGGAGGAUGAAUGUACACAUCUCAUUUGCGCGGUUGCCGGAACACCGAAAUUCAAUCAAGUUCGUGCUGCGGGCGGACGCAUAGUGAAAAAAGAGUGGAUCGAGGAAUGUUACAAGAAUAAGCGCAUGAUGCCGUGGAGAACAUUCAUGUUAAAGCCCAAGCCGACUAAAAGAGACGAUGAUGCUGAUGACGAAGAAGAUGCGAAGUUUCAUGAAGAUGAAGAGUGGGAACCAGAUGCGGAUGAAUCGUCAGGUGAAGAGGAAGAGGAUGCUGAGGAAUCGGAUGCAGAUAUUGCAGAUGAGCUUGAUGAUCCUUUAUCUGAUAUAGAUGAGGAGGAAUUUUCUGCCCAUGAAGAUGUCGAUGACCUAGAAUCAGAAUCUUCCGGGGAUGAUCGAAAAAAGAGGAAGCGAUCUGCAAAAUCCAAAGUAAAAAAGCCUGCAGCGAAGAAACCUAAAAAGAAAUCCCCUAAACGUCGUCGUGGAGGCGUGCAUUACGACGAUGAAACUGACGAAGAGGAGGACGACGAAGAUCUCGAUCUAACAGACUCUGAAGAAACGGUGGACGAUGGGAAGGGAUUUACACCGCGACAGCGACCACUCUUCCGCAACAUGCAUUUCCAUCUGUACGGCGAAUUUCCAGAUGAGACCGAAGAAGAUGAGUUGAAGUCUUUGAUAACCGAUCUUGCCGGUACCAUUCGUGAUCAUAAUGAUGAACUUGUGACACAUUGUGUUACACCGAUGAAAUGGAGUCCUGAAUUUGAAGAGGUAAAGCGUGAAAAUCCGCGAAUGCAUUUUGUCACGCCAAGAUGGGUGUAUGACUGCCGCGACAAGCGAACUUUAGUGGAUCCGAGAUUGUACCAACUACCCAGAAAUGAAUAAUUUCCAUGCACAGAAACGACGUACAGUGUGAAGACAGUUUUAGUAGUAGUGUUUUAAAGGGUCCUUUGUUGCGUGUGCUCUCUGGGCAGCUUGCCUUCCUUUGACAAGUUUCACAAGCUCCCUGACUUGUAAACGUUGACUGCUGUUAUUUCGGUUCCGAUAUGUUGAACUAAUAAGGCGCUUGAGCUGAUAUUUGACGUGCUUGUCUGUACUUUCAGUUACUGGUUUCGCACUAACUAUUGGCAGUGCACACCAGCAGAAUCAUCUAAUUGUGAGUUUGGUGGUCCUUUUUACAAAUUGUUUUUGAUAUUGCAGUUUUUGCCUUGGAUAUUUGACAAUCCGUACUUUAUGUGAUGUGGCAUUCGCUAAUUGAUAACACCGAAUAAAAUGU
Molecule: messenger RNA, 2713 nt
Organism: Paramacrobiotus metropolitanus
Lineage: Eukaryota; Metazoa; Tardigrada; Eutardigrada; Parachela; Macrobiotidae
Product: DNA repair protein XRCC1-like
Exons: 9
Coding region: 448-2322 (624 amino acids)
Biological process (GO): base-excision repair; double-strand break repair via nonhomologous end joining; single strand break repair
Cellular component (GO): nucleus
Molecular function (GO): damaged DNA binding
Source: RefSeq, a predicted model, not a curated record